Messenger RNA from Dictyostelium discoideum AX4, 450 nucleotides. RefSeq lists its product as hypothetical. Gene Ontology annotation, biological process: sterol transport. The transcript is spliced from 2 exons. Lineage: Eukaryota; Evosea; Eumycetozoa; Dictyosteliales; Dictyosteliaceae. Gene Ontology annotation, molecular function: sterol binding. Bases 1 to 450 code for a protein of 149 amino acids. The record is from RefSeq and is a predicted model, not a curated record.
AUGUCAAUUAAAUCAAUCACAGCCUUAAUUUUUGUUGUUUUAUGUAUUGCAAUUUCAAGUGCCGAUAUUUGGAGCUAUUGUCCAGGAAAUAUUGAUGCAACUUUUACAAUUGAUACACUCACAGUUUCACCAGAUCCACCAUUAAUUGGUAAAGCAGCUUUCGUCAAAUUAGCAGGUUCUUUAAGUGAUGAAGUUACUGAAGGUGAAUCAGUCUUUAGUCUCCAAUAUUACAUUGAUGGUGCUUGGAGAAAUCUUCCAACUUUCAAAAACGAUGUUUGCAAAUUACUCUCUUGUCCAGUUCAACCAGGUCCACUCGUUUUUAACACUACUAUUAAUGUCCCAUUCAUUACUCCACCAGGUCAAUAUCAAGGUACUCUUCAAUUAACUGACCAAAAUAACAAAAACAUCUCAUGUUUAACUUUUGCAACCACCUUAGCUUAUUCAAUCUAA